Messenger RNA from Linum tenue, 573 nucleotides. The record is from the annotation of a GenBank genome assembly. Lineage: Eukaryota; Viridiplantae; Streptophyta; Magnoliopsida; Malpighiales; Linaceae.
CCAACCAACUCCUUUCCUCUUCCCUUUUGCUUUGUUUCCGUCAACCACCUUCCAUCGGCGACACGACUUCGAAGAACUAACGAUUUCAUGGAACUAGUCUCCGUCCUCCCGAAAUCGAUAGUAGGUGUUGGGUUUUACUCCGUUACAUUUUCCUCUUUCUACUCUUCUUUCUAUAUUUUUUUAGGUCUUUCUUCUGACUACCCUCCUCACCUUCUCGGCGAAGAUGACGGCCUCCUUCCCUUCCCGACGACGACGACGAAGAAUCUGAGGAAUGACAAGGACGAAGAGACUGUAUCCUGCGGUUCCAACAGGGAAGAGACUUGCAAGCUAUGUUUCUAGGGUAGAAGUAGGGGUAGGUCAGACUCUUUCCUCGAGUAAGGGUACCAGCAAGAAACAGCGUCGUGAGAGCCGGGAUAAGAACAACAAGAUAGGGGAAGAGGAAACGUACCGAUGAUGUUAGGGCAAGAAGUACAUCCCACAAACAAUUUCUUAGUGACUUCAAUAGUUGCAUUUGCUGGAUAUUUUAUAGUUGUUGGCAUUUCCCUUUUUUUAUAACACAUUGUACUGCACGGU